Penicillium salamii is the source of this 1089-nucleotide messenger RNA. Lineage: Eukaryota; Fungi; Ascomycota; Eurotiomycetes; Eurotiales; Aspergillaceae. The record is from the annotation of a GenBank genome assembly.
AUGGGCUCUCUUGAAAUUCCUCAGACUCAAACAGUCGCUUUGGUCCGCAAUCUCGGCGGCGAAGUCGAGUUCAAAACAGACUAUCCCGUUCCAAAUCCAGGCCGCAACGAAGUCCUAGCAAAAGUGCUCUACACUGGAGUCUGUCAAAGUGAUCUACACACCAAGUCCGGUACUGCAGCCGGACCAGAUGGUAACCCCAUCACGAAGAUCAAGCUACCGCAUGUGGGUGGACACGAGGGCAUUGGCCGUAUUGUCGCGCUCGGUCCGGAUAUUGAACAUGGUGCUGGACUGAAGCUUGGUGGAUUGGUUGGGAUCCGGUUCUCGAGUCGCAUUUGUCGACGGUGUGAGUUCUGUCUUGCUGGCACGGAACAGUACUGUCUGGCAAGCACGAAUCAUCUGCAUCAUGAGGAUGGGAGUUUCCAACAGUAUAUUGCGCUGGAUGCGGAUUACCUGACUCUUUUGCCGGAUGAUGUUGAUCCGAAGGUCAUGGGACCGGUGCUUUGUGCAGGACUGACGGCUUAUAAGGCUGUACUGAAUACAAACAUUCGCCCUGGGUGCUGGUUGGUGGUUGUUGGGGCCGGUGGUGGUCUUGGACAUCUCGCUGUGCAGUAUGCAAGAGCUCAAGGAGCUUUGGUAAUUGGUGUUGACACGGGCGUGGGUAAGGGCGAUUUUGUGAAAGGUCUGGGUGCCCAGGAGUACAUUGAUUUUGCUGUUGAGGAUCCGGUCCAAAGAGUCCAAGAAAUCACUGGAUUGGGUGCACAUGCCGCAGUUGUUACAGCAGGCAAUGCGAAACCCUUUGCUCACGCCUGCGACAUGCUGCGAGUCGGUGGCACUUUAAGUUGUGUUGGAAUUCCCCCUGGCAGGCCCUGUCUCGAGACCCCUAUCUGCACAAUUGUGAUCAAGGGUCUCCGAAUUACAGGCAAUUUGGUUGGGUCGUUGAAGGAAUGCAUGGAAGCCGUCAAUCUAGUGCGACGCGGGGUGGUGAACCCUGCCAUCCAGGUGAGACCAUUCAAAGAUCUGCCGCAGGUAUACCAGGAGAUGGAGAAGGGAGAUAUUGCUGGUCGGAUUGUUCUUCGGGUAACGGAAUAG